Messenger RNA from Selaginella moellendorffii, 2025 nucleotides. RefSeq names its product AF4/FMR2 family member 4. The record is from RefSeq and is a predicted model, not a curated record. The coding region runs from base 1 to 2025 and encodes 674 amino acids. The transcript has 2 exons. Lineage: Eukaryota; Viridiplantae; Streptophyta; Lycopodiopsida; Selaginellales; Selaginellaceae.
AUGGACGUUUGGCCACAGGAUUCCCCAGCCCUGAGACCAAUCCCGGACCGCCACGUGGCCUUUGAAUCUGCGCGAGCCCGCGGGUUGCCGCCGUUCGUCGGAUUUAUUCCCCGGGAGUCUAGAUCGACGGCCAUGAUUUGCACCAGCGCCCAGCCGUUCGAUCGGCCAUCCAACGGGCCUUGUCAUAGUCGCGUGAUCGCGCAGCAGGAGCAAUACCAGCAGCAGCUAUGGCGGCCUUCCGGCGAGCUGCUGCAUCUCCUCACCGAGGGAAAGCGCCAGGCGGCCGAUUUGGAGGAGCUCCACGGCGGCGGGCGCUAUCAAUCCAGCUCCAGUGCCGAGGAAGAAGCCAUGGUUUCCAAGAGGCAAGCCCCCGCGGUGUGGAGGCCUCCCAUUGGAAUGAAGCCCAAUUGCCCGCUAGCUCCGCCGGUGAUAGACGAGUGGCAACUGUGCAAACAAGAAGAACCCAGCGCUUUGCUUCUCGCUGGAGAGAAGAGGAGUGAUGAUAGCAGUGGCCAGCGAGUACAGGGAAACCAUUUCCACAAUGGUGGGAGGGGCAGCCCAAGUGAUCUUUCCAACUUAAUGGGGUCACGGACGAAUUCUUCUUCCGGCAAUGCACAUCAUCUGGACAGUGAAAGGAACGAUCUCUCCACGACGACGGACGAGGAACUCAUGCCGGCUCCUAGAACGGCCUUUGCAGAUCCCACCAAGCUUUUCCAAGCGAGUUCGUCGUCACCAUUUUCCAGCAGUGGAAGACGAGAGGAAGAUAGUCAGGGUGGCAAACUUCCGUCACCUUUUAUCAAGCAGCAGGCAGUGCCGCCGACUCCACUGUUUUCUGGGCUUGGGAGUGUGAGUUUUGGAUCCGGUGCCGGAUUCCUCAAGCCUCCAGCGACCAACGUUUUCGCUCACAGCCCUCCGUUGGCAUUUGGAAGGAUUCUACGUAACUCUUCUGACGAAGAGCUGCCAAACCAGGACCAAGUUCCACCGCAAGUUUCGACCGUGAAGCAUUUGAGCUCCACGAAUUCGGCAUCUGAGAAAGGGAGCUCUGACUCACAGACUGGGAAAACAGCCGUGGCCACUGAAUCGAACGGAGGGUUCAAACCGAGUGGCCUGGCAGGCAAGAGCUUGGUACCGGAAUCUCCAGCCAAAGCAGGGAAAAGCACUUCUGGCCGGAAACUGCGAACGAGACCUUUGGAUCUUCUGAUGAACGCACUUCAGGGUGAUGCUCCGGCCAAGGCUACCAGGCUUGGGUCCAGGAUAUCCAAUUCUGGAGCUCAGCUCAAUACUUCAUCGUCAGCGCGGGACGCCGGCGCUGGAGCUCAGGAUGGUCCGGCUCAAACCGCCAACACUCGGAACUCAUCGGCCUCGCGAGCUCCGAAACCGACGAGAAAUUCGGCCAGGCAGGAAAGCUUACAAAAGCAGGAACAGGAUCGUCAACAGCAACAAGAGCAGCAGCAGCAACGAAAGGGAGCGUUUUUCGUGCACACGGGUGUCUGGAUUGUACAAAAGAAAUCCUCCAGGCAUACCAAGAGCGCGUUUAGGAAGAAAAGCUCGGAGGAGGAGCAGAACCAGAUCGUUCCAGUCGCAAGCCAUCGCCGGCAAGCUCCAUCAAAGACCAGGAAUGGACACCACCCUCAACAGGGGACGACGGUGGGGACGACGACGACGACGACAAGGCCAACGUCAACGAAAAAGCGAUCUCUCACUGCGAUCAGCACGCCACAGCAGCCGGAACCAAAGCAGCCGAGGAGAAGCCAGUCGAAAGCUCGAAAUGGCCACCAAGAACAAGCCGCUGCUCGAGCCGCGAUCAAAGCUGGCCGUAAAGAGAGACGAGGCGAUGACGAACAGGAAGAGCAAGGAGAUGGAGAACAAGAGGAAGAAGAAGAAGAAGAGGACGAAUCUCUCGUUGUCACGAAAGCUCCACUCGUUCGAUCCAAGCGUGGAAGACCCCGAGCUUUACCGACGAGGCUACGAGACUCGGUGGUAGUAAACAAGGUGAAGAAGCCAACGAGGAAAGAAACCAAGUGA